Molecule: messenger RNA, 1096 nt
Organism: Pisolithus orientalis
Lineage: Eukaryota; Fungi; Basidiomycota; Agaricomycetes; Boletales; Pisolithaceae
Exons: 1
Coding region: 324-932 (202 amino acids)
Source: RefSeq, a predicted model, not a curated record
CUUUCCCACUGACCACCGAACAUCGACAGUGAACAAUCGACCUGGCUAUGCGUUUGUCAAGUUUGAUAACACGGAAUCACCUCUUCAAGCCAUAAGCCGAGAGGUAGAUUCCACUCCGGCAGGUACAGACACAAAUAAUUAAAGCAAGUUUGCAGCACAAUCGCAUCGUAGACGGGCGACGGAUUCGUGUGCAACUACGGGAUUUGCGUCCCUACCGAUGGAAGACUUUGCAGUCUAUUUUCAGCCCGGAAGUUCAAGGUUCAGAACCGUCGACAGGUUCCGAUGAAGGAUCUCAAGACGACCUGACACACGGGAAAACUGAAAUGAGUAGCGUUACCGAGGACAUGCGAGCUAUCGACUUGAAAGAUGUCUCUGCGGUCGCUGCCGUCCAAGAUGCCCGUCCGCUUCACGAAGGGAAUGACGAACAUCAUGCGAACCAUGCUGUGCGGGGAGCGCAAGGCAGUCACCGAGCAUUGACUGCCGUAGCAGUCCCCACACGCAACCAGCACCAAGGAACUGAUAAUAACACACCUUCGGGGACCGUAGAUGUAUUUCAAACUAACGUGACACUGGUACCUCCACCGGUAACAGCUCACCCGGUACCUGCCUUUGCAUACUACCACCCUCAAGGAUGGAUGCCCGGUUUUGGACCAUACUCUCACCCUCUUUUAAUCCCACAUUACCCAGGAUACCAAGUGGCGCCGCAAAUGACACCGCCAUUUCUUCAUGGAACCGGCAUGGAGGGUACACAAAGUCCCCUAGGCCCUGCGCCGCCCAAUGGGCUCGAAAGUGGGUCAAUAGUGAGUCGUUCAAAUACGUCCGCUGUCGAAGUGGAGGUGACAAGCUUCUCAGCCCUAUACACUGUAUCCACACGUGGUUGGCUACCCCUUCUCAGAUGGAACUCGACCCGGGACGGCCGCCAUGCCACCUAACCCCAACCAUCAUGUGCCAGCUCCUUUACCUCCCACUGGAUUGCAUCCAGGUGAUCGGGGCCCGCCAUUUCCCACGUCCCAUUCCCUGAAUGGAGGAACCUCCUUCACUCCUGAGAACGAGAACUCGCCUUCUGUUACUUGGCGGCCUUACCCUCCCAUGCAGU